UUAUUCGUUAAACCCCCUUCCGCUUCUCGCGAAUGGGAGUUAGAGACGAAAAACUCCAAAAGCGGGAGAGAGAAGAACUGUUAACAGCAUUGAUUUUGAGGUCCGAUCAAAUCAAAUCUGGCCGUUGAUAUCUCUUUCAUCCAAUCCCCGCCCUCGGUCUUCGAUUCAGUCUUGUCUCAACGGCGGUGGAUCUCCGGUAAGCUCCGCCGUCCGGUUGCCCUGCAUCGCGGUCUCCGACCGCGAUUAGCUUCGAUUUCGCUUCCAUUUGAAUCUCAGGUUUGUGUCCUAUUGUUACGGUAGAGUUUGGGAUCAAUUUCGAUUAUUUGUAUUAUUCUUAUGGCAUUGUUUUUUUUUAUUUAUGUUUUGUGCUUUCUUCGUUAAGUUUUAUGUAUUAGACAAGUUAAAAAAUUCCCAGCACUUUUUAAAUUACUGAUUCGGAGGAGAAAUUUUGAAGAAAAAAAAAAGUGAAGAGCUUUGAGUAGGAGAUUUGAAUGGACAAGAAAUUUAAAGUUGAUUCUUGGCGUUGUAAUUUGGGUUUCAAGUUGAUGAUCAGACUGCUUUUUGUCAUAAGAAUUUUCAGAGAAAAAGAUUCCCUUUUUUUCACACAUAUAUACCUGUCUGUGUGUGUGUGUGUGUAUGCAUGCAUGCAUGAUUGUAAAUAUGGAUGUAUGUACCGGGUCACCAAAUGAGUGAAUCGUUUUCAGAUAAGGACGUCUAUUUGUUUCCUUUCAAACUCUUCAAGUAUUAGGGAUUGGAAGAAACAGAUGUAAAAAGAAGAUUUAUCUUAUACUUUUAUUUCUUUGUAAAUCACUAUUCUUUAAAAGAUUAUCUAAUGAAUGUGUUAUUCUGGAAUAGCUAGCCUGCCAGUGUCAUUAUCAGGUGGCCUCUGCAAUGUAGCAAAUUGGCAAAGUGGGUGACUUCUUCGUUAUAGCUUUUCCAGUGUGAAAAUCAGUUGUCUUCUACUAGUUUGAUUAUGAUUGUUUACAUUACAAACAUUUUCCUUCAAUUAGUGCCGGCAUUUGAGUUUGGCGUCUGCGUGAGAGAGAAGCUCUCUGCUGCCGCUGCCUCUGCUGCCGGCGUUGGAACUUGCCACUUCUCUGCUUCCUUUCAUGUCUCCUGAAUUGGGUAAACCUGUACAUAACCAGAUGGCAGUUGCAACCUUCAAAGGACCUCUUAAUGGUGAGUACCAUGGGAAAAAGACAUUGGAAAGAAAAAAUUCUGGCAAGAGACGUGUGUUUGUGCAGACGGAAAGUGGUUCUGUUUUGGGCAUAGAGCUAGAUAGGGGUGACAAUGUCCACACAGUGAAGAGGAAAUUACGGCUUGCACUUGAUGUCCCAACUGAUGAGAGUUCAUUGGUAUGUGGUGACAUGGUGUUGAAGAAUGAUCUCAGCAUUGUUCGAAAUGAUUCUCCGCUUCUUCUCACCCGGAACUUCUUGCACAGAAGCUUGUCUACCCCCUGUCUCUCGCCAACUGGGAAGGAUCUUCAGCAGAGGGAUCAGAGUGGUCCAAUUGAGGUACUGGGGUACUCGGAUCAAUUUUCCAGAACAAAACAAUUAGUUGUGGAUAUUGUGAAGGCAAUAAGAAAUGGCAUUGAUCCAGUUCCUGUUCACGGUGGGCUUGGAGGUGCAUAUUACUUUAGAAAUUGCAGUGGUGAAAAUAUUGCCAUUGUGAAACCGACGGAUGAGGAACCUUAUGCUCCAAACAACCCAAAAGGUUUUGUUGGGAAAGUACUUGGACAGCCAGGUCUCAAACGUUCAGUACGGGUUGGGGAGACAGGUUUCAGAGAAGUUGCAGCUUUCCUUCUUGAUUACAAUAAUUUUGCUAAUGUGCCUGACACUGCUCUUGUGAAGAUCACACAUUCAGUUUUUAAUGUGAAUGAUGGAGUGAAGGGUAAUGUGCAUCGAAACGGAAAGCAAGCAAGUAAGAUUGCAUCACUGCAGCAAUUCAUUCCUCAUGAUUUUGAUGCCAGUGAUCAUGGGACUUCCAGCUUCCCAGUUGCUGCUGUGCAUAGAAUAGGGAUUCUAGAUAUUCGGAUUCUUAACACAGACAGGCAUGCAGGGAACCUUCUGGUUAGGAAGCUUGAUGGUGGUGGGAGGUUUGGUCGGAUAGAGCUUGUACCCAUUGAUCAUGGCCUUUGUCUACCUGAAAGCUUAGAGGAUCCAUACUUUGAGUGGAUACACUGGCCGCAGGCAUCAAUUCCUUUCUCAGAUGAUGAGCUUGCAUAUAUAAAUAAACUUGACCCUUUUAAGGACUCUGAUAUGCUCAGAAUGGAGCUGCCCAUGAUUCGAGAGGCAUGCCUCCGAGUCUUGGUUCUGUGCACGAUUUUUCUCAAGGAAGCUGCAGCCUUUGGCCUCUGUCUUUCUGAGAUUGGUGAGAUGAUGAGUAGGGAAUAUCGGGGCCAUGAGGAGGAGCCGAGUGAACUCGAGAUAAUAUGCAUUGAAGCAAAGACACUGUUGGAUGAGGAAAUAUCUUAUUUUGAGCCAAAAGCAGGCAGGGAGGAGUUCCAGUUUGAGCUAGACUGUGGGAAGGAGGAGGAGCUGGAUUUGGCUCCAACUACUGAAGAGAAAAUGAAAACUGAAAGGACUUUCCGUUUUGGAUCAAAAGGUGGAAAUGGAAGAUAUUUACUAUCCAAACUAGAGGAGAGUGUGGAGGAGGGUAUGGAAGGGCACGAGGGAAAUGAGUUACCUCCAAGGUCAGAUGACUGUGUUAGUGUAGUGCAGGAUCGGAUUCCAAACGUUUCAAAGCUGUCAACAUCAUUGAAAAACAUCAGCUUUGGUGAGAAGAGUUGGCGACACCUAGGCUCAAUGCAGAAGAACGGCUAUUUGGCUGGCACAUCCUCAGGAAAUAGGAGCGUGAAUGAGCAGCGGCCUAUGAGCAGUAAUUUUGUGAUUUUGGCAGAUAUGAAUGAAGAGGAAUGGAUGCGGUUUCUUGAGAAUUUCCAGAGAUUGCUGCGCCCUGCUUUUGCAAAUCGCAAUGCAGGGAAUGUGGGUCAGAGGCAGAGACAGAGGUUGGGGACUUCAUGCCAGUUUUGAGGGAAUAUUGUUAGAUAAAUAAAUUGGAGUUAUUAGAGUACUUGUUGUAGGGUUUGACACCGGGGUCGGGGUGUUAUUUGUUUUUUUUUUUUUCCCUCCUUUCACAAGUUUAUUUAUGGGACUGCUGGCAUCCUGAGUCUUACCCUUGGGAGUCGGCCAAUGGAGGCGAGAACCGUAUGUUUCAAUUCCUUUGUCUUUUUUGUCUUCCACAUUGUGUCGACUGUGUUGAGAGUGAAUAAAUCUGCCAUGCCAAAUGGCAGAAGGAACAGCGUUGUGUAUAUAUAAACUAUCUUAUGAGGUUAAAGAUGCAAUGCAUGUUUUGACCCCUUGUUA
Molecule: messenger RNA, 3365 nt
Organism: Prunus persica (peach)
Lineage: Eukaryota; Viridiplantae; Streptophyta; Magnoliopsida; Rosales; Rosaceae
Product: phosphatidylinositol 4-kinase gamma 7
Exons: 2
Coding region: 1110-3032 (640 amino acids)
Source: RefSeq, a predicted model, not a curated record